Salarias fasciatus (jewelled blenny) is the source of this 2503-nucleotide messenger RNA. It is a transcript of the gene usp21, whose product is annotated as ubiquitin specific peptidase 21. The transcript is spliced from 11 exons. Gene Ontology annotation, molecular function: cysteine-type deubiquitinase activity. The record is from RefSeq and is a predicted model, not a curated record. Lineage: Eukaryota; Metazoa; Chordata; Actinopteri; Blenniiformes; Blenniidae. Gene Ontology annotation, biological process: protein deubiquitination. Bases 238 to 1449 code for a protein of 403 amino acids.
CCGUGGACGUCACCCUCAUGUAUUUCCUGGAAAGAGUUAUAAGAGCAAUCCCUGGUUCUUCAGUCCUGAAAGAAGGGGCCGUUUCUCAGGAUCACUUCCACUGGGAUCUUCUAACCUUUGACCCUGCACGCCGAAAAAAUUAAGAGGUGAUUUUUGAGUACAAGCAACCGGACUGUGGUUUCUUCUGGAAAGGCCUUGACUCUGCGCCAGGAGCUGGUUUGAUCGGAGUAACAGAGGAUGCCCGGAUCGAGCGGCGUCAACGUGGAGGGCUCCUGUGAGGCCCUGUGUCGAACCCUGGUGUCCCAGAACGGCCUCCAGAGAGAGACGGCGGACAUCUCCCAGUCCGUCCUCUACACGUCGCUCAUGGGCCUGCUGCUGGUCACCGACAACGAGAAAGAACAGCUCACCAUAGGAAGUGGAAGAGUUGGCCUUAGAAACAUCGGAAACACGUGUUUCCUGAACGCAGUCGUCCAGUGUUUGUCUCACACACGUGGACUGCGGGACUACUGCCUCCUCCAGUCCUACAAGCGGGAGAAGUUCUCCAAGGAGGAGGCCAAGCUUAUGGAGGCUUUCUCCCAGGUGCUGUCCGGCCUCUGGGAAGCGAAGGGAGAUGCAGUCGUGAAUCCCCGACAGCUUUAUUCUGUCUUCAAAGACGCCGUGCCUUACUUCAGCGGUUACAGUCAGCAGGAUGCUCAGGAAUUCCUCCGGUUCCUUCUGGACAAACUGCACACGGAAAUAAACCGCAGGCCGUAUGUAAGACGAGUGGAGAGGGAAGUUGAACAAAAAUAUGCCAGAUUUAGGCUUUCGGAGGAGGCGGCCGUCAUGUGGAAGAAGCACUUGGAGAGAGAUGACAGUAUGAUAGUCGACCUGUUCUCGGGUCAGCUGCGGAGCUCGCUGCAUUGCUCGGUCUGCUCUCACUACUCCAACACGUUCGACGUGUUCUGUGACCUGUCGCUGCCGAUCCCCAAGAGGAGCGCCGCGGGAGAGGUCACGCUCAGGGAGUGCCUGGACCUUUUCUCUCAGGAGGAGAAGCUAGACAAGGAGAAUUCACCCAUGUGUGAGCGGUGUAACCGGCGUACGGAGUGCACGAAGCGGCUCUCCAUCCAAAGGUUCCCCCAGGUCAUCGUGAUCCAUCUGAAUCGCUUCACCACCUCCAGGUGGUCCAUCAGUAAGAGCACAGUGUACGUGUCCUUCCCUCUCACCAACCUGGACCUGGGACCCUACGGCCCUGCUGACUGCGGCUCGGUUCUGUAUGAUUUAUAUGCUAUAUGUAACCAUGCUGGCACGGUGAACAUGGGGCAUUACACCGCCUGCUGUGCGGAUGAGAACGGCUGGUGCUUUUACAACGAUUCCAGUGUGUCUCCGCUCACAGUGAGCCAGCUACAGACCAAUCAAGCCUAUGUGCUGUUCUACCAGCGCAGCAACAGCGCCGCAACCAUCAGGAAGUAGAGCCGGGAAUGGCUGAGCCAGGCAGCCAAUCAGGGAAACGUUACCUCCAGUGUCCAUAGAAACCCAUAGAAGCUGCAGUGUUUGUACUUCUUACAUCUCUAAACUUCUCCAUCUCAGUGGGCAUGUCCUUAAAUGAACUCCAAGAGGGAGGAGGGGGAAGGACUUGAGCAGAUGAUCUCCCCUCCUCAGUGAGAGAGCUGAGACUACAGCCUUAAGAGUCUCUGCCCCAGUUCUCAGGCAGGACUCAGGGAUGUACUUGAACACUACGCAGAGCUCUGAACACAACUGUGAUUCAUGCUUGCAAAUAUCAACUCGGAUAAACAAAACAAAACCUCUGAUGGAACAGAAAGUAUGCAUCAUCCUAUGAGACGUUACAUACACAUGUAUGUUAACUCAAAACUAUAUAACAUUUUGCAGCAAGAACAUUUAAAAAAAAAAACAUGUUCCAACAACUUUAAUGACUUCAUGACUUUGAAAAACUGUAAAAAGUUCAACAACGUGAUGAAAUGUUUGAGAUGAAACUGCAAAGUCUGUAAAAAGACAAUGUGAAUGUGAAUGAUGGAAGCCGAGUUGUGUAGGAAGGUACAUCAGGACAGAAACUUUACCUGUGACCUCCAGAAGAGAAGCCAGGAUCCUUUAGGUGACAAGAACUGUCAACAGAUUCUGUUCAAGCUCAGCUCUUUGGCUUCAGUCACUAAUGUAGUUUGGAGGUUAAAGAAAAGCAGCACCCAAACAUUGGCAUACAAUUGAAUGAAAUGCUCAUUGAAAUGCUCUUAUUUGAUUUCAGCUUUUGUGAAAAUAUACUCCAAACAUGUGUAGCCUAUGCUUUGUGCUUCCAAUGUCAGUCUGCUACCGGCAAUUAACUGUGAACAUUGAAAUUGGAUUUAAAAUUUAUAAUCAUUCCUUUGUAUAUAUGUAUUUACUGAUUCUUUUUUACCUUUGUGUUUACUGUUGUAGCAAAAAAUAUUUUGUACAUAAAACACACAUCACUCAACUGAAUGUAUUGCAUUUAUCUUUAAAUUAUUGAACUGUAACAAUCAAUAAAAUACCAAAA